Messenger RNA from Scatophagus argus, 4779 nucleotides. RefSeq names its product FERM, RhoGEF and pleckstrin domain protein 2 (gene farp2). The record is from RefSeq and is a predicted model, not a curated record. Gene Ontology annotation, cellular component: cytoskeleton. Gene Ontology annotation, molecular function: cytoskeletal protein binding; guanyl-nucleotide exchange factor activity. NCBI's taxonomy places the organism in Eukaryota, Metazoa, Chordata, Actinopteri, Scatophagidae. The transcript has 27 exons. Bases 200 to 3373 code for a protein of 1057 amino acids.
UGAGCCACAUGUGAACCAAUGGCAGGACAAAUGGGACUGCUUUAGCCAAUGACAAACUAGUCUGAGUGCGCACGCACUCCGUUGGAAGACGACGACGACCAUGGACUGGAGUCGAAUCCCUGUCGGUGUAACAAACUUUUAGCGUUUAGUUUCGAUACGGGAAAACCGGAGGGAGGUGGGGCAGCUGCUCAGAGCAGUAAUGGGAGAGAUUGAGGGUUCAUACCGGGUCCUGCAGACCCCUGGCACAAGGCUGGGAGCCCAGUUCAAUGCUGGUAUCAGCACUUUGGAGCCAGGCCAGAGUCUCAGUGGCAACAUGAUCAGUGGGAGUAACUGCCAUGGGCGAGGACUGCAGAUCCGUGUGCAGGGGCUGGACGACUCUCAGGAGUUCUUUGAUAUAGACCCAAAAGCUCUUGGACAGACCCUCCUCUCUGAGGUUUUCCGGAGAGGCAACCUCAUAGAAAGCGAUUACUUUGGCCUCGAGUUUCAGAACAUGCAGAUGAACUGGGUUUGGCUCGAACCCACAAAGCCCAUUGCAAAACAAGUCAGAAGACCGGCAAAUACACUAUUUAGACUGUCAGUGAAAUUCUUUCCUCCAGACCCUGGUCAGCUGCAGGAGUACACAAGGUACUUAUUCUCGCUGCAGAUGAAGAAAGAUCUGAUGGAGGGCAGGUUGAUCUGCACAGAAAAUACUGGAGCCCUACUGGCUUCUCACCUUGUCCAGUCGGAGAUUGGUGACUAUGAUGAUGUAGCAGACAGGGAAUUCCUGAGGAUGAACAAGCUGUUGCCUUACCAAGAGAAGGUACAAGAGAGGAUCAUGGAGCUCCACCGCAGGCACCUGGGCCAAACUCCAGCUGAAUCAGAUUUCCAAAUCCUGGAGAUUGCUCGUAAACUGGAGAUGUACGGCGUCCGCCUCCACCCAGCAGCUGACAGAGAAGGCACCAAAAUUAAUCUAGCUGUUUCUCAUAUGGGCCUUCAGGUUUUUCAGGGCAACACAAAAAUAAAUACCUUCAAUUGGUCCAAAAUUCGCAAACUGAGCUUCAAACGAAAACGGUUCCUGAUCAAGCUCCACCCAGAGGUUCAUGGGCCUCAUCAGGACACACUCGAGUUUAUGAUGGCCAGUCGAGACCAAUGUAAAAUCUUUUGGAAGAUCUGUGUGGAAUACCACUCAUUUUUUCGUUUGUUUGACCAACCGCAACCCAAAUCCAAAGCUAUCCUCUUCACCAGAGGCUCCUCCUUCCGAUACAGUGGAAGGACCCAGAAGCAACUUGUUGAGUACGUCAGGGAAAACGGAGCAAAGAGGACGCCAUACCAGAGGAGGAACAGUAAAAUACGAAUGUCAGCUCGUUCCUUCGCCACAGAUGUGCCUAAACAGAAUUUGUCAUUCAAUGACAGUCUCAGGGCCCCAGGCUCUCCUUCCUCCGCUACCGUGUCCUUCUACCCAGCACACACCUCCAGCAUUCACCCACGAACAGAGCUUCAAUCUCAGCCGCAGCCUUUGCCCACACUGAGCCAGUCUCCAGCGCCUCUCCAGCACCAGCACCAGCUUCAGUCCCCUCUGCAAGCUACCAGACCCCCCAGCCCUCCGAAGGAAGAACCUGUCAAGGCUGCUUCCCCAUCUCACUACGCUUUUCAAGAUUCAGUCGUGGACAGCCCUCAGCUUUCGCCGCUCAACCCCAAAGGUCCCCUCUGCAUGUCGCCCUCCUUCCAGAUGUCAACCCUCAGCCUGCCGGGCCAGGCCCCGUCGCCCCUGCAAAGCCCCAUCCUGAGCGAGGUGGGCAGCAAUGCCAGGCUAGAGGAGGAGGAGGAGGGCAGGAGGAAGCGGUAUCCCACCGACAAAGCCUACUUCAUUGCCAAAGAGAUUCUGACCACAGAGCGGACGUACCUGAAAGACCUCGAGGUCAUCACUGUGUGGUUCCGCAGCGCUGUGAUUAAAGAAAAUGCCAUGCCCGAAGGCCUGAUGACCCUCCUCUUCUCCAACAUCGACCCCAUCUAUGAGUUCCAUCGAGGCUUCCUCAAGGAGUUAGACCAGAGGCUGGCUCUCUGGGAGGGACGCUCUAAUGCUCAUGUCAAAGGGGACUACCAAAGGAUUGGUGAUGUGAUGCUGAGGAACAUGUGUGCUCUCAAGGAAUUCACCAGCUACCUGCAGAAACACGAUGAGGUGUUGACUGAGCUGGAGAAAGCCACCAAGAGGCUGAAGAAGCUGGAGACAGUCUACAAAGAGUUUGAGCUGCAGAAGGUCUGCUACUUGCCCCUCAACACAUUCCUGCUCAAGCCCAUCCAGCGCCUCAUGCACUACAAACUCAUCCUGGAGAGACUAUGCAAGCAUUAUUCUCCCACACACCGUGAUCACGACGACUGCAAGGAGGCCCUGAAGGAAGUGGCUGAGAUAGCCACUCAGCUCCAGAGUAGCCUCAUCCGCCUGGAGAAUUUCCAGAAGCUGACGGAGCUGCAGAGGGACCUGAUUGGUAUUGAGAACUUAACGGCACCUGGAAGGGAGUUCAUACGAGAGGGGUGUCUGUACAAGCUUACCAAGAAAGGACUGCAGCAGAGGAUGUUUUUCCUGUUCUCAGACAUGCUCCUCUACACAAGCAAAGGUGUGACGGCUACCAAUCAGUUUAAAGUCCACGGCCAGCUACCCCUUCAUGGCAUGAUAGUUGAGGAAAGUGAGAAUGAGUGGUCAGUGCCCCACUGCUUCACCAUCUACUCUGCUCAGAGGACCAUUGUAGUGGCUGCCAGCUCUAAAGUGGAAAUGGGCAAGUGGAUUGAGGAUCUGAACUUGGCUAUUGACAUGGCCAAGAAGUCGCAAGAGAAAUCCAGCAUCUUCCUUGACCCGGGACUCGGCGAUCACUCCAACCGAUCGUCUGACGAGGUUUCUCUGGAGCAGGAGUCGGAGGAUGACAUGAACUCCUCCCGUACUUCACUGGACAAGCAGACGCACCAUCGUGCCAACACCACCAUGCAUGUGUGCUGGCACCGUAAUACCAGUGUGUCUAUGUCUGAUCACAGCCUGGCUGUGGAGAACCAGCUCUCAGGUUACCUCCUGAGGAAGUUCAAGAACAGUAAUGGCUGGCAGAAACUCUGGGUUGUUUUUACCAACUUCUGCUUGUUCUUCUACAAGACUCACCAGGAUGACUUCCCAUUGGCUAGCCUCCCCCUGCUCGGCUACACGGUCAGCACCCCCGAAGAGUCCGACAGCAUCCACAAGGAGUACGUCUUCAAACUGCAGUUCAAGUCCCAUGUUUACUUCUUCCGGGCAGAAAGCGAGUACACCUUUGAAAGAUGGAUGGAGGUUAUCAAGAGUGCAGCGAGCACUACGGGCCGCAUGAGCCUGCUCAUACCUAAGGGAGGUCCUGUGGAGAUGAACGGAAACUGAAUCAAACAUCAUGUAUCUGGAGGCUGGGCCUCUGGACAGCAGAAAGACUGUCCAGUCUCACUGUAAUGUUCAAGUGAAAUGAACAUUCGUGCAGUGACAACCACAAGAGACCACAAGAUGCUGCCAGUUGAAGUGUUAACAUUUCUCAGUUUAAGGAUUAAAUACUUAAUGGUCUGUGCUUUUUUUUUUUUUUUGUUUGUUUUUUCUGGAUUAAUGGUGUAAAUGAUAACUUUUGUUCCUGUAUACAGGAUAUAAUGAAAGGGAGACAUGCAUGUUUUGAACAGCUUUUUGCAUGUAUAGCGCUCAGCUGAGGUGUUUAUAUAGACUUAUGGGAAAUACUGUUAUAUGGGACCAACUCCACCACAAAGGGCUUCGGUUCAGGCUUUUCAAAGGACUUUAAUCUGUAGCACAUGACGACUGAAGCUUGGUUUGCUACAGCACUGUGCUAUGACUGAGACGGGAAUGAUAUACAGUAUGUAGGAAAUGAAGGUACGCACUUUGAAAGAGUCAGAUGUGUGUGAGGUGGAGGCGAGCAGAAGGUUCAUGGAAUGUUGAAAGUCAGUUUUGGAGAUGCGUUUGGAGUUUUUGAGAAAUUCAUGCUGCUGUCGUCACAGUGACACACGAACGAUUUUGGUUUCAAAUGUUUUGGGAAUGACUCUGGUAGAUCUAUUAGUGUAAGUAGUAUUUGUUUCGAAAACACCACUUGAGGUUUCAAAGGGGGUCGCAAAUGUUCAAAAGGGAGCUUUUCUGCUUAAAUCUCCGUGUUAGUUAGGCGACAUUACGGCCAGUUUGGUGCUACAGUUCUCUCUUUAAUAUCAAAUGUAAUCAAAUGUAUCCUGUUUUUAUUUUUGCAUAAGGGGUAACAACUUGAGGAAAUACUGUGUAGUGUUUACUCUGUGUAAAAGUUGCAGAUUUUCCUUCUAAGUACAAACCAGAAGAACAUAUUUUUAACUUGGUGAUGAUGUCUUGCUGUGCGUCAGACUGUUUUAGACAAAUGGGAGCUGACUCAAGAGAGACACUAAUGACACGUAUUAUUAUAGUUAUUUAGCGACCUACAUGCAGCCAUGGUAUUAUUUUUUUUUUGUAAUAAGACUGGAAUCUUAUCUUUAUCCUGUGUGUGUGUGUGUGUGUGUGUGUGUGUGUGUGUGUGUGUGUGUGUGUGUGUGUGAGAGAGAGAGAGAGAGAGAGAAGCCACUGGAGCUGUAAGAUGAGGUGAUGAUGGAGGUCAUCUCCAAACCAUCUGACAUUCUGUGUGUGGAAGAGACUGACUGUUGCACAGUUAACAUACAGUAUGUUACUCCUAUUUAUUGUCUAGCAUUUCAUCAGGGCCAAGCCCCUGAACGCCCCCAUGUGUAGUCCUCAUGUUAUUCCGUUGAAAACCUAACAAAUAAAAGUCGUUCACUCUC